Molecule: messenger RNA, 1578 nt
Organism: Suhomyces tanzawaensis NRRL Y-17324
Lineage: Eukaryota; Fungi; Ascomycota; Pichiomycetes; Serinales; Debaryomycetaceae
Product: aldolase
Exons: 2
Coding region: 1-1224 (407 amino acids)
Biological process (GO): aromatic amino acid biosynthetic process
Cellular component (GO): cytoplasm
Molecular function (GO): 3-deoxy-7-phosphoheptulonate synthase activity
Source: RefSeq, a predicted model, not a curated record
AUGGAAAUUCACAAGCCCAUCCUCAAGUCUAAUGUCUCGUCCAACGAGUUCACCUUCGACGCCACCAGCCGUGACUACAGCACCGACUCGUUAGCCAGUGUGUCAACACAGCCGCCCAAGCCAACCUCCGGUCUCAGUUUGUCAGAAAGAGGUUACACCUCCACCGUGCAGCCGGAAGUGCUCCAGGACCAGCUACUCCCCAUUUCCGAACAGCUUCGCUCCCAAGUAUUGGAAUCUAGACUGAGAAUCUCCAACAUCCUCAGUGGGAACGACGACUUCUUGAUCAUCGCAGGCCCCACCUACGUCACCGACCCUCUUGAGUUAAAGGCAUGCGCAAACUGGUUGGGCCUGGCUUCCAAGGAGGUAGCUGUGUCUCUCAGGGCCAAUAUGACCAAGUACAAUACCGAGAACCCUGAUUUCGCAAAUCCUUCGGUUAUGACGUAUGAGAUCAAAAACGGUCUUCCUUACUGCCGCUCGUUACUCCGCGAGGUGGCUGAAGUGUGUCCUUUAGUUGGAGAGAUUUCUGACACCCUCACACCCCAAUACUUAUCCGACUUAUACUCGCUCAGUUUGGUCAGUUCCACCUUCGUGGAGUCUCAACUCCACAGAGAGCUCGUUUCGGGUGUCUCUUACUCCGUGGGCUUCAAUUCCCAAGAUUCCCAUUUACCUUUUGACAAAGACAUGUAUCUUCACCGUGUGGGAUCCGCGUUGGAUGCAAUGUACGCCGCAUCCCAACGUCACCAGUUUUUAUCCGUCACCAAAACCGGCCAGGUGGCUGUUGUUGGUACUACCGGUAACGACGAAACAUUCAUUGUCCUUGAAUUAAAUUUGCAAUUGUCUUUAGUUGAAAUUGAAACUUUAUUCCAGAAAGUUUACAAUUACUCUCUAGCAAAGUUCCAAACUCCUAAAGUAUUGUUGGAUUUGGGAAGAAUUUCUCAGCAAGACUACGACGAAAAGUUUAACUUAUUGAAACUGAUUCUCAGCCACUCCGACUUGAGAUCUAAGAUUAUUGGUGUAUUGAUUGACAGUGGUGAUAACUAUAUUUCUGACAGAAAUGCAGAAGAUCCUAUUGGUGUCAACGGAAUAAAUAGAUACAUCCAAAAUAGGAUUAGCAGAAGUGAAGAGAAUGAAGUUCUCGAGGAACUGAAGGAGCACGAGUUUGAGUACCUUAUCCAUGCUGAUAAGAUGAUCAAGGAAUUGAAAAAGUUGAAAACCGACCAAUAAUGAAGACGUUCAAAAAAGAAGAAACCGGAACAUUCGUAUCACCAAUUUUACCAAGUAAGCAAAGAACUUGUAAAUAUUCACAAUCACCCAAAUAAAUUUUAAUAAGAUCACGAUUAAAUUCUCCAAUGCAGAGUAUAAUAUUUUGUAGUUGUUCCCAUUCUUUAACUUCAAGCUCAAUUCGGCGUCUUUGAAGGUUUCUGUGACAACAUUGUUGCUGAACAAUGAAGAGUUCAAUUUAUCAAUCCUUUCAUUAAUCUUUCUCAAUUCUAAGGAAAGAGAAGUAUUGAUUUCUCCAAUCGAUCUGUCACUAGUACUUAAUAAAUUAUCAAUCUUUAUAGAAUAAUCAUCGUUAAU